Molecule: messenger RNA, 976 nt
Organism: Cladocopium goreaui
Lineage: Eukaryota; Dinophyceae; Suessiales; Symbiodiniaceae
Source: the annotation of a GenBank genome assembly
AUGAUGCAUUCUCUCUUUGUGGAGUGGAUUCGUCGGCAUCCCCAAAAUCUUGGGGUCAGGCUGCGCUUGUGGUACGUUGUGUCGAAUGUGGAUAGAUCUCCCAAAAUCCUGGCUCUGCGCACCGAAGAGGUUCGCUUUCUCAAGCUUCUGAAACCCAGUGGAGCACGGAGUAACCUGGAGGAGCUUCUGGCUGCCAUGCAUCACAAGCUCGACAGAGGUUGCAGCUUCAGUGAGUUCCCCAUGUCUUAUGGCGAUGCGACGCGGAUGCCACGGAAAGGCUUCAAGCUGGUGCUCCUGGGGGAUGCCUCGGUGGGGAAAUCCAGCAUUUUGAUGCGCUUCUUGCACAACAAGUUCUCCGAAGAAAUCGAGACCACGGUUGGUGCUGCCUUUAACACCAAGACCAUCGAGUCGCGGGGGCGACAGGUGAAAUUCGAGAUAUGGGACACAGCUGGGCAGGAAAGAUUUCGGAGUCUUGCUCCCAUGUACUACAGGGGUGCUUCGGCAGCUGUCGUGGUCUACGACCAGACCAACGCUGUCACCUUUGAGCGCGCGCAAGAGUGGGUGCGACAGGUCAUGUCCACCAGUGCGAAUCCAAACAUUGUCAUCGCACUGGCAGCCAACAAGGCUGACAUGGAAGAGAAACGACAAGUUCCCUGGGAGAAGGCUGAAAGCUUCGCACAGCAGGAGGGCUUGUUCUUGCUUGACACCUCUGCCAUGAGCGGCAAGAAUGUCUUGAGACUCUUUGAGGGUGUGGCUGAACUCCUGCCUGAUGAGCCAUUCGUUCCUCAGCAACGUGGUCUUCAAGUGACGUCGAAUACUCAAUCCACUGCUGCCGCAGAUGGAAAGCCACCGGCCAAGCGCCUUUGUUGCGCCUAGGCGCUUCACUCUCAAGGAAGCCAAAGUGCAGAGAGAGUUUGGAAUGUUUGGAUCUGUCCAGUAAGACUUUACACCCCUUGUUCCUUGCUCAAAGUGUCAG